Messenger RNA from Eutrema salsugineum, 1389 nucleotides. RefSeq lists its product as uncharacterized. Bases 90 to 1178 code for a protein of 362 amino acids. The record is from RefSeq and is a predicted model, not a curated record. NCBI's taxonomy places the organism in Eukaryota, Viridiplantae, Streptophyta, Magnoliopsida, Brassicales, Brassicaceae. Gene Ontology annotation, molecular function: nucleotide binding. The transcript is spliced from 2 exons.
UUUUUUGGCAGAAUUCUUAAUUCUCUCUCUAUCACCACUCUUUCUCUCUCUCUCCCCCUCAUCUCUCGCCGGAGGAAUCAUCCACAACGAUGGCCACCGACACCCAAAUCCGAAUCGGCGUAAUGGGUUGCGCCGAAAUCGCUAGAAAAGUCUCUCGUGCCAUCCACCUCGCUCCAAACGCCACAAUCGUCGCCGUCGCGAGUCGCUCUUUAGAAAAGGCCAAAUCUUUCGCUUCCUCCAAUGGCUACCCUGAAUCGACCAAAAUCCACGGGUCCUACGAAUCGAUCCUCGAAGAUCCAGAGGUCGAUGCUCUCUACGUUCCUCUACCCACUAGCCUCCACGUCGAGUGGGCUAUACGCGCCGCCGAGAAAGGGAAACACAUACUUUUGGAGAAACCUGUCGCGAUGAAUGUCGCUGAGUUUGAUAAAAUUGUCGCUGCUUGUGAAGCUAAUGGUGUUCAGAUUAUGGAUGGUACAAUGUGGGUUCAUAAUCCUAGAACGGCUAAGCUUAAGGAGUUUCUCUCUGAUUCAGACCGUUUUGGUCAGCUCAAAACCGUACAGAGUUGCUUCUCAUUUGCUGGAGACGAAGACUUCCUCAAAAACGACAUCCGUGUGAAACCGGGUCUUGAUGGGCUCGGUGCUCUUGGAGACGCAGGAUGGUACACAAUCCGAGCAACUCUUUUAGCCAACAACUUCGAGCUUCCCAAAACCGUCACUGCUUUCACCGGAGCUGUCUUAAACGAGUCAGGAGUGAUUCUCUCCUGUGGAGCUUCUCUGAGUUGGGAAGACGGACGGACUGCAACCAUAUACUGCUCUUUCUUGGCAAACCUAACAAUGGAGAUAAUCGCCAUUGGAACCAAAGGAACACUUAAAGUUCACGACUUUAUCAUCCCGUUUAAGGAGACCGAGGCAUCGUUCACCACGAGCACUAAAUCUUGGUUCAACGAGCUUGUGACCGAGUGGGUUAAUCCCCCGAGUGAAAACACGGUUAAGACAGAGCUUCCACAAGAGGCGUGUAUGGUGAGAGAGUUUGCUCGAUUGGUUGGAGAAAUCAAGAACAAUGGUGCAAAGCCUGAUGGGUUUUGGCCGAGUAUUAGCAGGAAGACACAGCUUGUGGUUGAUGCUGUUAAAGAGUCUAUUGAUAAAAAUUAUGAACAGAUUAGUCUCUCUGGUCGUUGAAGGAAAGUGGGCUCAAAUUAGUAAUGUUAUCAUGAGUUCUCUCAUCUCUCUUUUUUUCAAACUUUGAUCAACCGUUAUGUUAUCUGUAUGCUCGGUCUUUUGUUGUGUCUGUCUGUAUCAGUAUGUUUGUAAUGUAUAUUGUUUGUUACUAGGUACUCAUAAUGAUUUUUUUCUGUUCUUUUACUCGCAUGGAUAUUGUUUCGGGUUUUUU